AUCUAUAACACUUCACACCUGUCCUUCUCUCCCCUUUACUCUCUCUCUCUCUCUUCUCUCUCUCCACUCUUGGCCACUAUUUUUGCUUCAUUUUUUUCAAUACUAUUCUACUUUACUUAGUAUAUUUAUAGGCUGCUCUGCAUAAAUAGACACCAUGACAGGCAAAGAAAUCCUCCACAAGAUGAAGGUUCUGGCAGUGGAAGUGGUUACAUAAUUUUUAAUAUUAUGUGCCAAUGAACUCUAGCUCAACUGGCAACUCCUUCCCUUGUAACGCAGGGUGAGGUUGUGGGUGCAUGACCCAGUAGGAAAAGGUUGGGUUAGGUUCAUCAGAUGCUGACUCUGGAAAAGGAAAGAGCAAGAUGUCAAAGAACAUUACGCAUGGCUUUCACUUGGUAAAGGGAAAAUCCCAUCAUGCCAUGGAAGAUUAUGUCGUUGCACAGUUUAAGCAACAUGACGACAAAGAGCUUGGUCUGUUUGCAAUCUUCGAUGGUCAUUUGAGCCAUAAUGUACCUGAUUAUCUGAGGUCUCAUUUGUUUGACAAUAUUUUAAAGGAGACUGACUUCUGGACGGAACCAGAGAAAGCGGUCAAGAGAGCUUAUCGUGUAACCGAUGCUAACAUUUUGGAAGAAGCAGUUGAUUUGGGUAAGGGUGGUUCAACUGCAGUUACAGCAAUAUUGAUUGAUUGUAAAAAGCUGGUAGUAGCAAAUGUUGGGGAUUCCCGAGCUGUUAUCUGUAAGAAUGGCGCAGCCAAACAACUAUCAGUUGAUCAUGAACCAAGCGUGGAAAGGGGGAGCAUUGAGCAGAGAGGCGGUUUUGUAUCAAACUUUCCAGGUGAUGUUCCACGAGUUGACGGUCAAUUGGCAGUGGCAAGGGCAUUUGGUGACAAGAGCUUGAAGAAACACCUGAGUUCAGAGCCUGAUGUAUCAGUGGAGUUUAUAGAAAAUGACACAGAGUUUGUUAUCCUGGCAAGUGAUGGAUUAUGGAAGGUAAUGUCGAACCAAGAAGCAGUAGACUGUAUCAGGCAAAUCAAGGAUGCUAGAUCAGCAGCAAAGCACCUUACUGAAGAGGCACUUAAUAGGAAGAGCACGGACGAUAUUUCCUGCGUAGUUGUAAGAUUUCAGUGAACUAAGGAUUGCUCUCCGCGCUUAUGUUUGGUAAAAGUCUCUGUUUCAAGUGAUGUUUUGACAUCCGUUGUGUAGAAAUAAAACUGAUGCCUUACAUUGUGCCAUAUUAAAGGCUUUUAUUUUGGGUUUCUCUGUAUCAGUGUCUAAUGUGCAAGCAAACCGUGAGAGAACUGCCUAAUUUACUUGUUCUGGAAAAUAGUGUUCUUCCCUUUCUUUUGGGGUAAUACCCUUGAGAAUCUAGCUUCCAUAAUAAGGAAAGGGAAAAAAAUGUAAAUGAAUUAUCAGGCAGAAAGGUAGGUGAAAUGUUAUUGUUUCUAGUUCUUUUGAAUUGUAGAAAGAAUCAUUCGUGCUGGAGAAUGCAGUCGUGUUGGUUGGUCUAUUGGACAAAAUAGACUAAUAGAAAUUGCUUUGUAAAACAUGCUGGGACCCAAAAGUAUCUUAUGUAUGGUAUUAGUGUAUGAGACCCUCUUUUUAUAUGUAUGUGGGACUCAAUACAGAUGGGACUUUCAUAUGUAUCUUGAGGGCGAUGUUGAAUAUAGUCCAAUGUUCUAAAUACC
This is a messenger RNA of Quercus robur (English oak), 1681 nucleotides long. RefSeq names its product probable protein phosphatase 2C 39. Gene Ontology annotation, cellular component: cytosol; nucleus. Bases 360 to 1124 code for a protein of 254 amino acids. The transcript is spliced from 6 exons. Gene Ontology annotation, biological process: protein dephosphorylation. The record is from RefSeq and is a predicted model, not a curated record. Gene Ontology annotation, molecular function: protein serine/threonine phosphatase activity. Lineage: Eukaryota; Viridiplantae; Streptophyta; Magnoliopsida; Fagales; Fagaceae.